Malus domestica (apple) is the source of this 1704-nucleotide messenger RNA. RefSeq names its product B3 domain-containing protein Os01g0234100-like. Lineage: Eukaryota; Viridiplantae; Streptophyta; Magnoliopsida; Rosales; Rosaceae. Gene Ontology annotation, molecular function: DNA binding. The record is from RefSeq and is a predicted model, not a curated record.
UACAUGGAACUGUCUUUUCAUCUUUUCCAUUAUUCACUCUUUACCUCCAUAACCAUAAAGUUAGAGAGAGAGAGAGAGAGUGUGUAUCCAUGGCCAUGGCUGUUCUUCAAGACCAGAAGCAGAAGCAGAGCUCCUCUUGCCCACGGCCACCUAAGGUAGUCAGUGGCAGUAAUGCUAAUCCAAAUAUGCCUGAAAGCCGUAAGCGAAAGAGAGUUACCGUAGCAAAAAGCGGCGUAUAUGAAAGAGCAAGGGAGGUUGAAGCAACCCUCGAUCCUAGGUUCCCUAUCCUGCUCAGAGUCAUGCUGCCUUCUCACGUUGCUGGCUGUUUCUGGCUUGGCCUUUCCAAGAAAUUCUGCUUUGAUCAUAUGCCAAAACAAGAUAAGACGAUUGUUUUGGAAGAUGAAAAUGGGGAUAAAUUUGAAACUAAAUAUCUUGCGGAGAAGGUGGGACUGAGUGGUGGAUGGAGAGGUUUUUCAAUUGCUCGCAAGCUACAGGAGGGAGAUGCCGUGAUUUUCCAUCUGGUCACCCCGUCCAAAUUUAAGGUGUAUAUUAUUAGAUCCAAUGAUUUAGACGACAUGGAUUGCGCUAUUGACCUUGUGAAAUUAGAUGCUUCUAUUAAACUGGCGGAUACUGGAGAUGUUAUAGCAUGUGGAAGGGAAGAGAGGGAGAAAUUGGAAACUAUUCCAAAGGACUCCGCAAUAGCCUUUGCUUCAAAGUCUGGUUCGAUAUCAGAUCAUUCUGGAAAUGAUAUUGAAGAUCUUGGUUUUGAAGUUCUGGAUGGACUUCGGCUUUCAGAGUCUAACGUCGCUUUCAAAGAAGUGAAAAGCGUGGAGAACUUCAAUGUUCUUGUCAAUGGUUUAAACAUAAAUUCUGAGUUCUCAAAACACCUUCUGACCAAGUACUACGAUCUCUGCUGCAGUCAAAACUCGUUCCUCCAUGAACUUCUUAUCGAGGGUCUAAACUGCAAACUGAUUUCUGGAGCAAUUUCUGAGACAAUCAACAUUGCAGAUGCUAUCAGGUCCUGCAGUGUUACUACAUUGGGAUGCAAUUUUUCCGCUUGGUAUAAGACUUUGAAAGCCUUUGAGGGUUUAGGCAUGAAUGUCGGGUUCCUGCGUACCCGUCUGGACCAGCUUGUAAGUCUUGCUUCAAGAUCGAAAAGAUUUAAAGAGGCUAGACUUGAAAAGGAGCAGGCGGAAGAAGAGAUGAGGAGCUUGGAGGCAAAACUUUUGGUAGUAAAAGAUGCUAUAAAUAUACUUGACUCUGAGAUUGAGAGUCUAAACACGAGUUUGGAGAAGCUUGAGCAUAUGUUCCAAGAAGUGGCUAAAGCCCCUUGGUGAUGAGAAGACUUCAAUUCCUCUGGUUCUUAUUUUGGUAUGUAUCAAGGUUUAUUGUUCAGAACCAGAACUGUGCCAAAGCUACGUGGUGAAGAAGCGUUUUGUGGUAUGAUCUUCGAUGCUUCUGUGGAGUCCCACUCGCGUUUUGUGUUAUGGUCUUGGGUGUUUCUGUGGAGUCCCGGGCACAUCGAUAGAUUGACCAUCUUUUGUGUAUAGACGUCAUCAAGGUAGUGUUACCCAGCAGGGAAUCUGGUAUUCCCCUUUGUACUUUCCAGCUAACAUGGGAAGAUAUAUAUGAUACAGAGCCAAUUAACGUGAACUGUUGUCUCAAAACUUUGAAAUUUUUAACGAUAAUUUAUCAUGAAAGUAA